CAAAAACCCUCGGGAAAGUAUACUGUGGUUUCUGGAUACGAGGAUCGGCGCAAUUUGGUCAAAUAUUCGAAAAGGAAAGACGCAUGAGUAUUCUUCACAUAUUCCUGAAUAAUACCAAACUGUUCCGAUUCUUUCUCCAAUGGUUGUAUCUCUGCAUUCAAGGUCUUGUAGUAGCUGUCUACUGUGUGUUCAGAUCCUGAAGACUUCAUCAGAUUGUAUGCUAUUUCUAUUUCCA
Molecule: messenger RNA, 235 nt
Organism: Acanthoscelides obtectus
Lineage: Eukaryota; Metazoa; Arthropoda; Insecta; Coleoptera; Chrysomelidae
Source: the annotation of a GenBank genome assembly